UCCAGCCAGCGGCCAAUGCGCGUACCCACAUGCGCAUGCGUGUCUGCGUUGAGAGAAAAAGGGAACGCGCUGUAACAGUCAGAAAGCGAAGCUGCCUCAGGACUUGAUGCCAUUCACACCAACACUACCCUGUGCUCUGCGUGUACGCUUUUUUUUUGUUUUCGCUACAUGGUUCAGGCUUGUGAACUUUAAGGUUGUCAUUACACUACUGCUUUUAUUCUGUGCCUGCUCGCCUCGGACAGAACCGAAUUUGUCGUUUUCCCACGCAGUGAAUGUCACCAAAAGCAACGUGAACUUGGCUGAAACAUCAUUGUACAGUACAACAGGCUCGUUCCACGGAUUAAACCUCAUCUGUCCGGCAGCACUGCUGGGAGAAGCUCAGACCCAUUACAUCAGAACCACUGAGAACACAGUCUUUUGAAAUGAAAGAGGGAAAAGGAUAACCUCAUGCACUGUAAAGACAUGAGAGGACCAAGGUGCACGUGAAGAUGUCCCAGAACGCAACUAAAACAUGGUGCCUUAGGCUUGUUCCAGUUCUUUUCUUCAUCUCCUUUGUCACAUACUACUGUUCCGAUGCCAUACUUCAGAGCUAUGGAAGCACCAGCAAGCCUCUGAACAGUAGCAAAACUCUGUGUGGUGGCUGGCUAACCCAGAAGAAGUGGGAGAGCCUUAACUUUAACAUUAGCAGACGGACACAGCUCUUUCUGAAACUGGAGGAUUUCUUCUGGCGGGAGCAUCUGUCAGCGCUGGAAUUACCUUAUGGCAUUAAGGGCAGCGAGCUGGUGCUACUGAAAGUUCUCGCUGUAACUGCAAAUUAUCAGGUGCCAGCCAACAUUGAAAAGCUUGAAUGUAGAACCUGUGUAGUCAUAGGCAAUGGUUUUGCCAUUAAAAACAGCUCCUUGGGAAGCAUCAUCAACAAAUACGACGUGGUCAUUCGGUUGAAUAAUGCCCCAGUGAAAGGCUAUGAAGAGGAUGUGGGGAACAAGACCACCAUGAGGUUCUUCUACCCCGAAUCGGCCUCCUACAACCCUGGACUGCAAAACGAGCCUGGCACGCUCAUGGUCCUCGUGCCUUUCAAACAGCAAGAUCUGCGGUGGCUCAAAGAAAUCCUUUAUAAUGAGAAGAGGGUCAGGAAAGGCUUCUGGAAGCCCCCUCCCCAAAUCUGGUUGGGUGAUGUCAGUAAAAUCAGAGUGCUGGACCCCCACUUUCUGCACCAGACUGCAGAUAGACUGCUCCGGAUCCCCCUGCACCCCAAGAGUAGACAGCCAGUGCAUCCUACCACGGGUAUCCUCGCUGUGGUUGUCGCUCUCAACUACUGUGAUGUGGUCCACAUUGCUGGUUUUGGAUACCCUAACUCAAAGAGCCAAAGGCAACCUAUCCAUUACUAUGGGUAUGACACCAUGAGGUCCAUGAAGAAUUCUUACCAUGACCUCAAUCAUGAAGCUGACGCCUUAAAACGACUGGAAGAUUCAGGAGCUAUUAUGUACCUGCACCCACAUUUAUGAUACACACUUUUUUUCCUGUUUGAUUGAAUCCAAAAACAAAGAUUGUACACCAAAUUGUAUCUGAAUUGGGUUUGGCUCCUCUGAUCCAAAUCGGAUCUUAAAUGUGCCUUCUGUAGCGGGAUACAAGACAUUUUUCUGUCAAGGUUUUGAGUGUCACAGAUUUAGCACUUAAGAACAUUUAUCUCCCUGGCACCUUAUAUUCUGUAGAGCUGCUUUUUUAAAAUAGAUUUCCUGUGAUUUAUCAAGUGCAAUGGUUUUUGGUAGCAUGGCUCAGCAUUUUACAUACAUUUUGAAGGUUUGUAACCAUUAUGGGUAAACUUUCUAUUAAUGGGGUGACCCAGGUGUUGGUUUAAUCUAAUCUAUCUAAUUUAGGUCUGAUAACAUUGGCUCUUCAAUAAUUCCAGUGCUUUGAUGUUGUUUUUAGGGCCAUGUGAUGGUUUGCCAUAAUGUAGGACUCAAGCAUUUCAGAUCUACAGCUCAGCAUGGGGUACAUUUCAUGCGUAUCAGUAAGCUGUAAAACUAAUCAGUAUCAUGGUUUGAGAUUUGUUUUUCAUUUUAAAAAGUAAGAUGUAGUCUUUUUUUUAAAAGUAUGUUUUACAGGAUAAAAAGAGGUGUUUUAGAAUCUCUGGGGAUUUUUUAAUAAACUUUCAAUAUACAUUUUAGUUGAAAUGAAAUGAAAAUGAACAGAUCAAACCCGAUUCACACAGUAAGGUGGAUUGCAUUCAGCUUACUUUUAGAUUUUGUCAGACUGGAAAUACACAUUGUAUUUUUUACAGUUAGAUUAGAUUAUAAUUGCUGUUUAAUUUAUUAAAUUUUUUUUCCAGAAACAAACAACUGGAAUUUUUUUUUAUUGUAAAGAAUGAAAUACAUUUUUAAUUAAAAGAAAAUCAAACUGAAUUUCAUUUGAUUCUCAUUAACCAUCCAUACAGUGCAAUUCAUAUUUGUCAACAACUCAUUCAUGUUCACAUGAAUUAUUGAACAGGCUCAUGAAUCUGCUGUAUGGGAAUCACUGCACUUUAAUGAGAUGACCUGAGUGAACCUGCAUCGAGCUGUUGUUUGUUUGGCAUACAAGAGUAUAACAUCACUGUUCGCCACUAGAUGGCAGGCAGCCUCUGUUACAUGCAUAUUAUACAGUAGGUAUUCUACUGCACUGCACAUGGUGCAGUCAUGCAGCAGCCCAUCUUGAAGUGCCGGGGGGUGGGGUGGGGGGGGGUGGUAACAGAAAAACUAGCACUAGCACAUGUGCUAGGGAACACACGUACAGUAUGAACAUCUGGAAGACCAGAAAUUUUCACAAUGCUGAUAAUUGAGAAUGACUAACACACAUUUGCCACCAGCGACAGAUGUUAAUGAUGAUUUCCAGUUUCUGUACACACGGCCCUCUAUUAGUGUUGACAUGAAUAGAGUUGUGCCCUUGGCACUUAAAAACUAGGCUUACUCAUUCGGCGGUACAACAUCAGCUAUGACAGGGUCCAGUUCAUCUGCUGAGAUCAGAGUGACAGGAGACAUUUGUUGUGCUUUCAGUCCUAUUUAUUACAGUAAAUGCUGCAUUGCUCAUACAACACCAAGUACUACAAGUAAUAAUAAUAAUAAUAAUAAUACUAACAACACUUUACUAAUUAUACCAUAUUUCUGAUAUUCUGGUGUGAAUAUAUUCAAGUAUAAUGUCAAGUGCAGAUCGGUAUCUUUUGAGUGAUGUAUACCUUGCCAUCAAGGUGAGGCUUUUGUACUAUAACUAAGUUCCACUUUGCUCGUGUAUGCUUUUAUACCAGCAGAACUCAUGAAGGGAUGUUUUUAAUGCCAUACACUAAUUCUGCUCUGAUACAUUUGCUCAGCUGUAUGUUCCAUUUUGCCUAAAUCUGUGUAUUUUGCCUGGGUUUUGUUGAUACGUAGGAUCAAUCCUAUAUUUGCAGCAGGGUACAGACCAUAAUCAUACGCCUACCCUCUUAUUCAGUUCACUACAAUUGUCAAUUGAUGGUGCUAACUGAUUUUUCUUGCCACUGAAAGCCAAUCUGACAGCAAACAAAACGUCCUUUUCAGUCCAUUUAAAGCUCAUCAUUUCAGUUUCUGAGAGCCGCCCAUUAUGUGUGGAGGGGAUAUUGUCUGUUAGUGUAAAACCAUCCUUUUUCAACCCCUCCUCAGGCAUUCAAACAUGUUUGAAAAAAAAAAAAGCAUGCAAGCAUGAGUUUCACGUUCAUUCACAUCCACAUGAAUACACACCAACUGUAUGAGCUUAUGCUUCCACUCAGAUGUACAAACAUUUACCUUCAUAUUGCUGCAAAAUAUGUAACCAGUCAUUUUUUUAAAUUAAAUUAUCUGGACUGUU
This is a messenger RNA of Seriola aureovittata, 3831 nucleotides long. RefSeq names its product ST3 beta-galactoside alpha-2,3-sialyltransferase 4 (gene st3gal4). The record is from RefSeq and is a predicted model, not a curated record. Lineage: Eukaryota; Metazoa; Chordata; Actinopteri; Carangiformes; Carangidae. Bases 489 to 1505 code for a protein of 338 amino acids. Gene Ontology annotation, molecular function: sialyltransferase activity. The transcript has 12 exons. Gene Ontology annotation, biological process: glycolipid biosynthetic process.